This is a messenger RNA of Penicillium daleae, 867 nucleotides long. Its product is annotated as MBL fold metallo-hydrolase. Lineage: Eukaryota; Fungi; Ascomycota; Eurotiomycetes; Eurotiales; Aspergillaceae. The transcript has a single exon. The record is from RefSeq and is a predicted model, not a curated record. The coding region runs from base 1 to 867 and encodes 288 amino acids.
AUGACUACUCUUCGAGCAGAUGUAUACGUCGCGCCGCCAAUCCCUUGGUUUAAGCCGAACGGCUCUGAGGGUGGACUUUGGUCUCCUAUUUCGUGCACUCUCAUCCACGGAGAAUCUGAGGCAGUUCUAGUGGACACCCCAAUAACAACACAUCAAACCGAACAAUUAAUCGACUGGAUCAAAACUCGGAUUCCAAAAAAGAAACUCAGUAAGGUAUACAUAACACACGGCCAUGGCGAUCAUUUCUUCGGCAUUCCGCUCCUGCAACAAGCAUUCCCUGGGAUCGAAGCAAUUGCAACACCUGGCACUAUUGCACACAUGCAAGAACAGCUCGAGCCGGAUGCAUUCAACGAGACCUGGGUCAAACGAUUUCCAGGGCAGAUACCCGAGUCACAACAAUUAGCCCAGCCACUAGGCAAGGAUCGCGUAAUUAAGCUGGAGUCGUACGUUCUUCAAGCAAUUGAAGUUGGACAAGCAGAUACCCAUGACUCGACAAUUCUCUGGGUCCCAGACAUCAAGUUAGCCGUUUGUGGUGAUGUCAUCUAUGGGGAUGUCCAUCAGAUGCUUGCUGAAUGCAGCACGCCCAAGAAGCGCAGCGAAUGGAUCAAUAGCGUGCGCAAGGUGGAGGCUUUGAGGCCCGAAAUGGUUGUGCCAGGACACAAAAUGCCAAAUGAAGUUGACGGCAAAUUUCAUCUUCAGAACACUAUACGCUAUAUCGAGGAUUUUGAGGCAUUCAUCGAUUCUGGAAUCUCUGAUGCUCGGGCAUUGACUGCAGCGAUGCUGCAGAAGUACCCUACUCGCUUCAACGAGGGCGCAUUGAUUAUAGGAUCCAUCUCAGCGUGUCGAAAUUUGGCCCCCAACUUAUGA